UCCCUGCAGCUUGAUGGAGGUGGUGGUGGUGGUGGUGAGAGGAGAGCAGUGGUGACUGUGCACAUCAGGGCUUAAAUUAAAGAAGAUGCAUGGAGAUCUCAGGCAGCUGGCAGCAAUAUUCAUCUCCUUCUUGCACGGUGUGUCCCCUCUUCAGUCAGGGCGCUUCCUCCUGAGCCCAGCGGCAUCAUGGGAGGUUCCACGUCGUCCCUGGCUGACGAAGCGGAGGGUGACGCCGCCCCCUCCCGCGGUGCAGCCCUGCCCCCCUCCCCCAUCAUGGGAUGUCUGAGGAGCAGCCAGAGCUCCUCCAUCCCACGGCAGCUUCCCAGACCCAGCAGGCACAGAGAGCGCAGUUUCUCCUCUGGGUCGAUGCCCAUGCAGAGGAGCCAGUGGUCUUGUGGCUGUUGCACUUUCCUCAACGCAGCCGGCGCUCCCCGCUGCUCCAUCUGUGAAGCCCCUCGGCGGAGACCCGACACCCGGUGGAUGUGGCAGGGGGCCAGCAGGGAGGAUGGUCGCUGGUCCUGUCCUCGCUGCACGCUGGCCAACCCCGCCGACAGCCUGGCCUGCUCUCUGUGUAGCUACGCCGCCGGAGCGCCGGACCGACCCCGGGGCCCCUCCGAGGACCAGCCGCGGCCUCAGCGCUCCAGCAGCUGCUCCGGGCCCCUGAGGCCCCCGGACGCCGUUAUAAACAGCCUGGUUUGGGAGUGUUUGAGGUGCACUCUGCAGAACACCCCUACCUCCAUGUCCUGCUCUGCUUGUGGCGGACCACGCAAACUGUCUCUCCCACAGAUCCCCACCGCCGCCUUGCUCAUGCCUGAAGGUCAAACAGGAGAAGAACAGCCAGAGCCUGCAGCGGGGGUGCUGUCCCUUUCCAUAUCAACCAGAGGCGAGUGUUUACCGGUGGAGGCCUCACAUCCACACACAAACUCCUCAGUGCUCAGUGGAGCGUCUUCAAGUCUCAGUGGAGCGUCUUCAGGUCAUAAUCCUCUUCCCUGCAGCCGCAGAGAGGUGCCACCUCCAGAAGGUUGCCUCACUCAAACUCACAACUUAAGUCCUUCUCCGUCAACGCUCACGGUUUCACACCUCUCCGCCCAACCGGAGGUGCUGCCCAGCAGGCGGCUCAGCAUCCUGAAUGAGGAGAUGUCACCGAUGUCACCGCUGUCACCUGCGCCGGACGCCUCUUCGUUGUUCCCACCGUGCGUCGUCCCCACCGUUAACAGGAAGGAGGAGUGGGCCUGUCCGGCGUGCACUCUCAUUAACGAGGUGAAAGCCAAACACUGCCUGGCCUGCCACACUCCUCAACAGCACGUCGCCCAGCUCAGACCAGCUGGGUCCCCGAAGAGGAAGGAGAGCAUGCUGGUGGAGGCGCUGCGACAGAGUGAUGAAGGAGAGGCCAAAGAGCUGUGGGAGAACAUCGUCAGCUUCUGCAGAGAGAACGCCGUGACGUUUGUGGACGACAGCUUCCCUCCCGGUCCGAAGUCCGUGGGCUUCCCGGCGGACGACAGCGUCCAGCAUCGGGUCAGGAAGUGGCUUCGUCCUCAAGAAAUCAACUGCUGCAACUUGAGAGACCGCGCGGUGAAGUGGUCCGUUUUCCGCACUCUUCGUCCAUCCGACAUCCUGCAGGGACUUCUGGGUAACUGCUGGUUCCUGAGUGCCUUGGCUGUUCUGGCUGAACGUCCCGAGCUGGUGGAGAAAGUGAUGGUGACGCGCUCGCUGUGUGCAGAAGGAGCCUAUCAGGUGCGUCUGUGCAAAGACGGCUCGUGGACCACCGUGCUGGUGGACGACAUGCUGCCGUGUGACGAUAACGGACACCUCCUCUUCUCUCAGGCCCAGCGGAAGCAGCUCUGGGUGGCUCUGAUUGAGAAAGCGCUGGCCAAGCUCCACGGCUCCUACUUUGCUUUGCAGGCAGGUCGUGCUAUCGAGGGCCUGUCCACGCUGACCGGGGCCCCCUGCGAGUCGCUGGCCCUCCAGGUCAGCACCACCAACCCCAAGGAGGAGCCCAUCGACACUGACCUCAUCUGGGCCAAAAUGCUGAGCUCCAAAGAAGCAGGUUUCCUGAUGGGGGCGUCUUGUGGAGGUGGUAACAUGAAGGUGGAUGACUCGGAGUACGAGUCCCUGGGUUUACGUCCAAGACACGCUUACUCUGUCCUCGAUGUGAGGGACGUAGACGGUCACAGGUUACUGCAGCUGAGGAACCCGUGGGGCCGCUUCUCCUGGACCGGACCCUGGGCGGACGACUGGCCAAGCUGGCCUGCACACCUGAAGAGGGAGCUGUGUGCCCAGCGAGCCGAAGACGGCCUGUUCUGGAUGGACUUCUGGGACUUCAUCAGGUACUUUGACUCAGUGGAUAUCUGUAAGAUUCAUUCCGACUGGCAGGAGGUCCGAGCGCCGGGCGUUUUCCCCCGAGGAGCCGACGUGCCGGUGACGGUGGUGUCCAUCACCGUGCUGGAGAGAACGGCCAUGGAGCUGGCUUUAUUCCAGCAGGGCAGCAGGCGAUGGGACACGGCAGAGAGCCACCUGCUGGAUCUGUGCGUGUUGUUGUUUCGUGUUUCCUAUGACAGCUCGGGGAUGCCGGCGCUCGGCCGUCUGCUGGCUCACAGCCGCCGCUCCGUGAGGAGGUUUGUGGGCUGCGACGUCAUGCUGGAGCCGGGAGAAUACGCCGUGCUCUGCUGCGCCUUCAACCACUGGCACAGCGCCGGCACGGACGGGACGGCGAACUGCGGCCGAUCAGAGGUACCUGGUUACAUGCUGGCGGUCUACAGCUCCAGACUGGUGAUGGUGGAGCAGGUAACCGCCUCCAAAACCACCAUCGCCGACGCCGUCAUCCAGCUGACAGAAACUAAAGGAGAGAGACACGAGGGUCGAGAGGGGAUGACCUGUUACUACCUGACCCACGGCUGGGCCGGGCUCAUCGUCAUGGUGGAGAACAGACACCCGAGACAUCACCUCCACGUGUCAUGUGACUGCAGCGACAGCUUCAACGUGGUGUCGACGCGCAGCAGCCUCAGAACCAUCGACAGCAUCCCUCCUCUGCACAGACAGGUGCUCGUGGUUUUGUCUCAGCUGGAGGGAAACGCCGGGUUCUCCAUCACACACCGGCUGGCUCACCGUAAGGCCGUCCAGGCUUCUCUGGGGAACUGGAGUCCCUCGAAGGCGACACACAGUCCGGCUCUGAGCCCGGAGACGGCAGGUCUGCAUCGGCCCCGACCCCUCUGACUCUGAGAUCAAAAGAUCUGUUUCACACGCUACAAAUGAGAUCUCAACACGGAGGAGCGGUCCAACACUUGCUGGGAGUUGUGCUUGUUCGUCUCAUUUGUACGAUGACGUAUUAACGCCAUUGUAAGUAAAUAAAAACAAUAAUAAUUACGGAGCUUGGAAAAGGGGGGUAAAUAGUCAGAGAAAAACUCUGAAUUUUAACAUUUAGUUUAGUUUUCACAACAGGGUCAUACAUUCAAUAGCCUUAACGUUACAUCCGUGAAAUUGUCAAGAGUAAUUCUAAAAUAAAAAAUCUGAAUUUACGAGAAAAAAAACUUGGAUAUUCUCUGAUUUUAUAAAACCAGAAAUUUGUGAGAAAAAAACAAAAAGAUUCUGCAAAACCGUCUGAAUGUCGUUGCUCCUAAAGUGUUAUUAUGUUAAGGAUGGCCUCUGAGACGAGGAGAAGGUCCUGAAAGAUACAUAG
Messenger RNA from Sebastes umbrosus (honeycomb rockfish), 3676 nucleotides. RefSeq names its product calpain-15-like. Gene Ontology annotation, molecular function: calcium-dependent cysteine-type endopeptidase activity. The coding region runs from base 187 to 3213 and encodes 1008 amino acids. The transcript has 13 exons. Gene Ontology annotation, cellular component: cytoplasm. Lineage: Eukaryota; Metazoa; Chordata; Actinopteri; Perciformes; Sebastidae. Gene Ontology annotation, biological process: proteolysis. The record is from RefSeq and is a predicted model, not a curated record.